UAAAGGUUCGGAUCCCCGCGCGGAUUUCUCGGACCGGCCCUCUGUCCAUGGCUUCCUCGGACCCGCGCGGAUGCCUCGGAUCGGACUGGCGGCGCCUCUGGCGCCGCCCCUGGGGUGUCCAGCGCCGAGCCAAGGAAUCCGCGCGGAGCUCCGACAGUUUAUGCUGCUCUCAUGUCGCAACAAGGCAGUGUCCGACCACCCUCGUGUUGUCCCUCGUUCUGGCCCCUGGGGCCCACUCUCUUGGGCCCCGGGACCGUCCACACCGACUCCUGGGGCGAAGGACUGACCCGGGGGGAGCGGAAGCGACAACACCCCGCGGGCCGCGGCUUCCAAGAAGCAGAGCGGCAGGCGCCAGGGAGCAGCGGGCCGAGCCUCGCGGGGCGCGGCAGGCGCCAGGGAUUGGCGAUCGAAGCCUCGCGGGCCGCGGAUUCCGAGGAGCAGGUCAGGCUCUCGCCACGCCGUACCGCGUGGCCCUGGGCCUGGCGCACGGGACUCCGAGGCACUACGCGUUCGCCCUCCCCGAGGGCGGCCGCAGGGCGUACAUCUCGGACAUCUACGCGAGCCUCAACGAGGCGGGCGAGAUGCUGCCGCAAGAGGAGUGCGAGCUCGUCGUGCAGGAGGCCCUCCUCGCGUUCCGCCACAACAUCGACGUCUACAGCGAGGAGCCGCUGUAUCUCGACGCGGCGCGGGGCGUCGCGAACAUGUGCAGCGGCUACGUGGCGUCCAGGGUUCGGGCUUGCGAGACUAUGUGGCGCUCGUCUUGAGGGGGCGUGCACGCGGCGGAGAAGAGGGCGAGCAGUGAAUCGUGAAGACGGGGCUUCGGACGGCAAGGCGUGUCGCAGCAUUGUUGCUACACCUUGGGUUCGCUCUGGUCCUCCUCCCUCCUUCUCCGCCU
Prorocentrum cordatum is the source of this 895-nucleotide messenger RNA. The record is from the annotation of a GenBank genome assembly. Lineage: Eukaryota; Dinophyceae; Prorocentrales; Prorocentraceae.